Messenger RNA from Aureobasidium vineae, 399 nucleotides. The record is from the annotation of a GenBank genome assembly. Lineage: Eukaryota; Fungi; Ascomycota; Dothideomycetes; Dothideales; Saccotheciaceae.
AUGGCCUUGCUGUCUAGCGCUCUCAACGUCUUUGGCGCUGUGCUGUUGGCACACGCCCACCCUCGCCGGCAGUUCUCCAGUCUCCCCANNGUCCACUCGUACCUGAUCCCAACAAUCGACCUGCCGCUGGACAUUACAUUGGAGACGCUGACGGCCGUCCUGUUGCUCUGCGUCGGCAUUGUCAUAGGCAGCCCGGAGCUGAAGCCCAUUCAAUGGCGCGUCUGGGCCGGCAAGCUGGAGAAGGACAACGUGUCCAAGAAUCAGAGCAUCAACGGGGAUCCGCUGGGCCCCAGAGGCAACCCAUACGCAGCUUUGGAGCAGAGACAGGGCUUCCUCGACAUUAGGAGUCAGCGCAAUGAGUUUGCCGAUUGGGUCAAGAGUGGCAGCAGUAAGAAAUGA